Rhineura floridana is the source of this 2041-nucleotide messenger RNA. RefSeq lists its product as uncharacterized. The record is from RefSeq and is a predicted model, not a curated record. The transcript is spliced from 2 exons. Bases 1281 to 1931 code for a protein of 216 amino acids. NCBI's taxonomy places the organism in Eukaryota, Metazoa, Chordata, Lepidosauria, Squamata, Rhineuridae.
ACAGUAAGGUGGAAAGAGCUUCAUGCAAGAAAUUAAAAACACUAAAAAUAUAUGUCUUGUUGUAACUUAAAAGGCCUGGGAGAAUAAAAAGGUCUUCCUUGGCUGCCUAAAAAACUAUAAUGUAGGCACCACUGAGGUUUUCUGGGGAUGGCAUUACAUUAAACGGCACCACCACUAAAGAAGCCCUCUCCCUCGUCACAACCUCCCUGACUUCAUUAGGCAGAGGAACUGGGAGAAAGACCUCUGAUGACAGUCUCAACGACCAGGGAGAAGGCAAUUGUUCAGGAUAUCAAUCCGCCUAUCUGGGAUGCUACUAACACACAUUUUAAGAGAUUCUUCGCUGCAGACAUCUAGUUGUUUAAUCUCUAAGGUGUUUCCAACAGUACUGCUGGCAGCUUCUGUAAGUUUAUUCUGUUUGGCCAGGUCCCACAUUGUAGCCAGGGCCGGCCCCAGACAUGCUGAGGCCCUUGGGUACCAGCCUGCCCUGGGCCCCUCCGCGGACCACAAGACAGGAGCUUCCGCGACUUCCGGGAAGGGUGACUUAGCCUGUGCCUGCUUUUGAGACGGGCUCCUGCCUCAAAAGAAGCUUAUUCAGAUAUAUCAGUCAGUUUUUUCUUUUUUUUUUGACUGAUUAAACUUCUCCCGGGUAGGGAGAAACGAAGAGAUUAACCUCAAAGCCUAUUUUUGUUGGGACGACCAGAUCUCAUUAAUUUAUGGGACGAGGUCCAGCCGACGAUUUAUGGGACGGAUUUUCAACAGCAAGCUCUAUCUGUUAAAGCGAACGUUCAUCUUAUCUUCUAAGAGAGAACGCACUAACAGGCAAGCACCCUUCUUUCUAUAUUUUUCUUUUACUUGACUUAAAUUGUUGCUGUUUAAAAGAGAUUUGCCAGAUUGAUCAGUUUUUGACAUCUCACUGGGGAGCCAUAACUUCUCUCUGCUACGCACUAAUUAAUAGCUUAUCUCUGUUUUUGUUGCAAAAAGCUGUCCUGGAUUUGCAUUCUAAAGAUAUACACAGAAGAGGGAUUUCUAUUCCAGAUUUUUAUUUUGAAAAAUAUUAUACUGUUUUGAGACUACUCUCUUUUUGGUCUAUUUUAUUUUGACGAAUCUGUUUCUUGACGAUUGCCAUUAAUUGUUUCGAUCCUGGGAACUGCAUUUUGUUUACUUAACUAUUGGAGAGAUAAGGCUGUCUGCUCUGUUUAUACUGUGAUGUCACCAAGUUUGGAGAAUUAACCCAAUUGUUGCUGAAAUAAGAAGUGGUUUUCCUAUAUUUUUCUUUUAAAAUGGCAAUUAAGAAAGUGGCUGAAAAUCUGGAAAUAACUAUGUUUCAUAAAAUAAUGGAUGAGAUUGAGAUAAUGAAAAUUGAAUUGAGUAAAAUGAAGCAGGAGAUUAAAGAUAUAAGGGUCCCUGUGAGAGAGGUGACCCUGGAAGGGGUCCCUGUGAGAGAGGAGACCCCGGAGAUUGGAACAGGGGUCCCUGUGAGAGAGGAGACCCUGGAGACUGGAAUAGGGGUCCCUGUGAGAGAGGAGAUCCCGGAGAUUGGAACCAACGUGGAACAGGAACAAGAUUUGGAGUUUAUGGACUUUAGAAAUAAAAUCUAUUGUUUGGAACUCAAUGUUAUCUCUGAAGAAAUGAAUGAAGAUUCUAGAGAUAAAGUUAUCAAUGGCAUGGAUAAUCUUCUGGACUGGAAUGAUGUGAUGGAGCCCAAUAUAGAGAAAAUCUAUGGAAUUAACUGCAGCCAUGUGACAAUGGAAAAACUUUUAAGAGAUGACCCAGUGUAUUUUGAAAAAAAGAACAGAGAUAUGAUUUUACAGCAGUAUUUCAGCAACCUAUUCAGAAUGGAUGGCAAGAAAAUAUUUGGGAUAGAGGUAAUUCCCAUCAGACUCUUACUAUAUGACUAUGGCUUUGACAGCAAGAUUAUUAUGGAAUACUGAUAAUGGAAGAUUGGAUAUUGAAAUUACUGGACUUAACAAGACUACUGAAGAUGGAAGAUGGAAAAUGGAACUAAUAGAGAUAAUAGAACAAUGGCUACUGAAAUUAUUGA